AAGUAACAGUGUUCCAUAUUAUCGAUACAAAGCAACUGAACUGUUACAAUCCAAAUGAGGAUAAGCUCAGCAAAGUCAUAUGGUUAGGAUAUCAACUACAUGAGAGGGAAAAAAUGGCUACUAUAUUUGCAUUUACUUACAAGAGAAGAAGAAAAACUCCAAAGUGCUUUAUAUAGAAGAAUCUUAAGCAUAUUGUUUGACAGCAAAAGAGGACAUGGAAAAGGGUUUCUUCAAGCUUUACUCCUCUGACAGCGCAAAGCGGCUGUUUUCUUCAAAGAAAAUUCCCACAGGUUUUACCGAUUACAAGAAUGGAAAGUUACCUUGGAAGGUUUCCCUUAGGGAUCGGUUUGGCAAUAUGUGGACUAUAGAAGUGACCAAAACAGGAAGAGAGUUUUAUUUUCAAUAUGGAUGGGUGAAAUUUAUUGAGGACAACACUGUAGAGUUUGGAGACUUUUUUAUUUUUGACUAUGAUGGAAAUGGAAUAUUUGACUUCAAAUUACUUGGAAAAACUGGAUGUGAAAAGAAAGGAGUUGGAGGCUUAAAAUUGGAUGUGAAGGAGGAGGAAGAGGAAGAAAUAAGUGUUGAGAAUCGAAAGAAUGUACAGUCGAAAGCAAAGAACUGGGCUAGUGAUAGCACCAGUAGUUCUUCUGAUGACGAUAGUGAUGAGGAAUGUUAUAUGGUAGAAGAAGAAGAGGAGGAGGACGAGGAAUAUGAAGAGACGGAAAAGGUGCCAUGUUCAAUACAUAGAUAUGUGGCUGUUUGCAAGGCGAGGGAUCGUCAUGACCCACUCGGUACUGAUAUAUUCAGAAGUGGACGUGCAACUCCGCCAAAAAAUCCAUACUUUGUAGCGAAAAUAAUACCAAAAAGAAGAAAUCAACUGUUCAUUCCGCUUGAUGUGGUCAGAGGCUACAAACUGAAACUCCCUUCAAGCAUGACCAUUCGCGACUCUGUUGGCAGAGAAUUUGAGGCAAAAUGCAAGAGUUGGAAGGACGGUAGAAUAUUUUUAACUGGCGGAUGGAGCAGAUUAUGUAGGUGGAACCUUGCGGAAAAAAAUGACUUGUGUAUUUGUGAAUUUGUGAGAGGAGAACGCAACAAAGGCCUUUACUUACAAGUUCAAUUUCUCCAUGAAGGAGCAAGUUCCCAUCUCAACGAGAAAAAUAUUAAUUAGUUUGCUUAGCAUUUUACUUUUUAUGGCCUUACGUUCUGUUAUAUGUUGACAAAUUUUAUAGACUAUCAGUUCUGUUGUUUGUUGAGAAAAAUUGAAGACUGUGUUCUAGUUUAUAGCACUGGGCUGAUGAAUAUUUUAUAUACGCAAUGUCAUUCUAGUG
Capsicum annuum is the source of this 1328-nucleotide messenger RNA. Its product is annotated as B3 domain-containing protein At5g60130. The transcript has 4 exons. NCBI's taxonomy places the organism in Eukaryota, Viridiplantae, Streptophyta, Magnoliopsida, Solanales, Solanaceae. The record is from RefSeq and is a predicted model, not a curated record. Gene Ontology annotation, molecular function: DNA binding. The coding region runs from base 215 to 1168 and encodes 317 amino acids.